Messenger RNA from Xylona heveae TC161, 618 nucleotides. Its product is annotated as 60S ribosomal protein L6. The record is from RefSeq and is a predicted model, not a curated record. NCBI's taxonomy places the organism in Eukaryota, Fungi, Ascomycota, Xylonomycetes, Xylonales, Xylonaceae. The coding region runs from base 1 to 618 and encodes 205 amino acids. Gene Ontology annotation, cellular component: ribosome; cytosolic large ribosomal subunit. Gene Ontology annotation, biological process: ribosomal large subunit assembly; cytoplasmic translation. Gene Ontology annotation, molecular function: RNA binding; structural constituent of ribosome. The transcript is spliced from 3 exons.
AUGUCGGCAAGACCAGAAUCGCAGCCAGCCGGCACGACGAAGAAGUUCGGAAAGGGCGAGCGUCAGGUGCCGCACCACAGCGCCCAGGCCCAGAAAUGGUAUCCCGCCGAGGAUGAGAGCCAGCCGAAGAAGGUCCGCAAGACCCAGCACCCGACGAAGCUCCGUCCCUCGCUGCAGCCCGGCACCGUCCUGAUCCUUCUCGCUGGCCGUUUCCGGGGCAAGCGCGUUGUUCUCCUCAAGCACCUCUCCCAGGGUGUGCUUCUUGUCACUGGUCCCUUCAAGGUCAACGGUGUCCCUCUCCGGAGAGUGAACGCCAGAUACGUGAACGCCACCAGCGCCAAGGUUGACCUUUCCGGCAUUGACAAGGAGGUCGUCGAGAAGGUCGGCAAGGACGGCUACUUCACCGAGGGCAAGGCCGAGAACAAGAAGUCCGAGGAGGCUUUCUUCAAGCAGGGCGAGAAGUUCCAGAAGAAGGCUUCCAGCACCCGUGUCGAGGACCAGAAGGCCAUCGACAAGGCUCUCCUGGCCACCAUCAAGAAGGAGCCCUACCUUAUUCAGUACCUGGCCAGCACCUUCAGCCUGCGCAAGGGUGACCGACCGCACGAGAUGGUUUGGUAA